UUUGCCCAGUCAGUGCUCAGUCAAAUUCCUGCACUGACACAACAGUUGACACUUGUAAACAGUGAGGUUAAAAGCGGAUAAGGCUGAUACAGAGCAAGUCCAAACUGAAUUCUCAGUUUUCAUUCACUGGUUUCAUCGACUAAUUAAAGAGGUGGUUGCUAAGAGAUGACAAUCGGUGACAUUGGUAAAAACCUCUGAUGCACAGCAGCCUGAAGCUCGACUUCUCCAGGAUCUCUUUCCUCCACACCUCUCUCUGUACCUGGCUCAUGUGAAGCACGCGGGGAAACGCUCUUAAACCAACGGACUCACAAACACCAUGGCGGCUUUCACUGCUACCUCUGCCGUCACCAGUACCACGACCACCACAGUGGCCCGAACUGCAUGGCAAAGGCAAGGAAGUGGCGAAGGGGCGGGAAAAUGUGAGAGUGACUGGAAGAAGAGUGAAAAUGUGGGACAAAACACUAUCCUGGAGAAAACCCACGAGUUUUUCCAGAUCUGUGACAUCGAGAGCAAAGGCUUCAUCACCCGACGUGACAUGCAGAGGCUGAACGGCGAGCUCCCUCUCAGUGCGGAGGAGUUGGAGAACGUAUUUGAUACCCUUGAUUCUGACAGCAACGGAUAUCUUACCCUUGACGAGUUCUCCUCCGGCUUUAGUGAGUUUUUAUUUGGCCGAACGAUUUCUGUAGAAGAAGGCAUGGGGGAGAAAAACUACAGUAAAAACUCGCCAGAGGUGCUGUACCAGUCCCAGUGGGAGGAGAGGCUGGCAACCUCAGAGGAUGAAGAGGAGAAACAUUUUUGCAUGCUUAUGGAGAGCCUCGGAGCCAACAGUGUUUUUGAAGAUCCUGCUGAGGUGCGCAGUUUGUGGGCCCAGCUGCGCCGGGAUGAACCGCACCUUUUAUCCAAUUUUGAGGACUUCUUGGCCAGAGUGACAUCCCAGAUCAUAGAGGCAAACCAGGAGAAGAGGGAUAUGGAGAGUGCUCUUAAAAGGAAAGCAGCAACACACGAUGAUGAGAUCAAGCACCUGUAUGAAGAAAUGGAGCAGCAAAUAAAAAAUGAAAAAGACAGAAUUGUGCUGCAGGACUAUGAGCGGUUUCUGUCUCGGAGUCAAGACCUGGAGUUGCAGCUGUCCAGUAAAGAGAAAGAGCUGGAACAGCUCUUUCAGAAACAGAGGAGGUUGGAACAUCAGUGCCAGGAGCUUCACAGUGAACAACAUGUGACCAAGGUGGAGAAUGUGAAGCUCAAGCAGACAAAUAAUGAGCUAGCUCGGGAGCUGGACCACACCAGCCAAGAGCUGAUAUCAGCACAGGAGCAGCUGAGUCUGCUGCAGGAGCAGUCCACACGGCUUCACGAGGAGAAAGAGAUGGAAAUAUACAGACUGACUGAGGGAUUGCAGCGUGAGAGAGCGAGCCUUCUCAAGCAACUGGACCUGUUGAGGGAAAUGAACAAACAUUUACGGGAUGAAAAAGACAUAUGCUAUCAGAAACCAAAGAACUGUAAGAAAACACCAGUUUUGCAGCAGAGGCCAUUAAUGAAUGUUUUGAAACACACAAACACAAACAUCUACAAAAGUGAGGAGGAGGAGGACCUGACCACCAGCUCUGUGAGGCAGAAGUUAGCCAAUGGGUCAUGCCAACCCUCUUGCCUGGAGGCGACAAGAGGGCACCUCCAGAGGAUCAUCUCCAUCGAGGAGGACCACCUCCCACACUUGCUCCAGAAUAGCUGUCAGGCUCAAAUCCCACUUCAGGAGUGUAGUGAAGGAGAGGAAGCGUCAGACAAUGAGGAGAAUAUAGACUUGGUGAUGAGCGAUAUAUAUCCUUGUGCAUCUUCUGCGCAACCACAACAUUCAAAGGGAAAUGUGGAAAAAAGGAAAACUCCCACCUCACCAAGGGGUCAGCCUGUUGGCAAGGAGACCAGCAUAAAUGAGGAAGGUGGUCCGUCGCCGCCUGAUCGCCUCUUCAAGAUUGUUCUGGUGGGGAACUCUAGUGUAGGAAAGACCUCCCUACUUCAACGAUUUUGUGACGACUGCUUCCGUCCAGGCACUUCUGCUACUGUGGGUAUAGACUACAGUGUAAAGACAAUAACUGUGGACAACAGUCAGGUGGCGCUGCAGAUGUGGGAUACAGCAGGACAGGAAAGGUAUCGAAGCAUCACCAAACAAUUCUUUCGCAAGGCUGAUGGUGUGGUUGUGAUGUAUGACAUCACAGCUGAGCAGAGCUUCACAGCUGUCAGACAGUGGCUGACAAGUGUAAAGGAGGGUGCAGGCGAAGACAUAACCAUUAUGCUCUUGGGAAACAAAACGGACAAGGAGAUUGAGAGACAAGUUGAGAAAGGAGUGGGCGAAAGGCUGGCCAAGGACUGCCAGAUGACUUUCUAUGAGUGCAGUGCAUGUUCUGGACACAAUGUGGUAGAGUCCAUGGUUCAUUUGGCCAGAAUUCUGAAAGAGCAAGAGGACAGAGAGAAAGAGAAGACUGUCCAGCUGGUCAGCAGCCCCGCAGAGAAGAAGAGAUCCUGCUGCUAACAGAUAAAAAAAAAACACACACACACACAGUAGCACUACUAUUUACUAAGAUACACAACGUCAAAAUGUGACCACAUUAUUCUGAAUAGCAGCACAACUUCUUCUCACCCAGUCUUCACCUUGCAGGGUAAAGUCUACACCAGAGUGAAUACUGUCAUGUGUCACAGAUGUUAUUGCACUAUUAUGAAUAGUCUACUAUAAAUUAUUUCCCAAAUUAGUUGCAAUUUUAAUUCUCCAAAUAAUAAUAAUGUAAGCUAAGUUCAAAUAUUACCUUUCAGGGAUAGAUAUAGGAAUCAGCAAUCAAAAAACUGAAUCCUUUUUGAGUCAAACUAAGACUUUAUCAUUUUUUAAAUGUUGGAUAUUCCUUCAAACUUUGACUACUGUAACUCCUAAAUAUUUAUGACUUCCGAAAGCCUUUUUAUCUGUCACAUGUGGACUUUUUACUGUAUGUAUUAUUCAUUCAGUGUUAUGAGUACAUUUUUAGCUAUGUUGCUUUCUCACCUUUUGUAGUACACACACAUAUGUUGGACACAAUAACAUGAACACCUAUGAGUUAUAAUCCAAUCUUGUGUAGUUCUGUUGUAAACCCUACAUUUUGAAGCUUUUGGUGUUCAAAGAUUGUUUAAUGAUGUGUUGAUUCAUCUCUGUGUUAUCUAUUAGGGCCCAGAUUAGUUGUGGUGUUAUGUGGCAUUGCUGGAUGUGGCACACAUGUCUCAGUUUCUUCACCUGCUGAUCCUGUAGUCAAAUCAAUACCUCUCAGACACACAACUGAACAAUAUUAGCUUAAAUGUAGUAUUUGUUGCAAGGUAUUUUAUUUUAUUUUACAGGUGUUUAUGUUAUUUUGUCCAUCCUCUGAAUAUUGUAAUUUGAUUUGCAAUUCUGUGUUGUUGUUGUGACAAUACUGAAGGUUGGUGGGCUAGCUGAGCAUUUUGUUGGGGGUUUUCUUAGUUGUGUGUACUAUUUUAAGAGCCAGACAAUAAUACAGAAAAUUAUUUCUCUCCAAGGGACCAAAUGAGGUUUAGUGCACAAAAUAUUUAUUUCAGAUCAUCUUAAUCUGUGUGCCAAGUAUUUUAUGAAAAUGAUGUCACAGCAACAUGUAACAUGUUAAGUAAGUUAUGUAAUCUGUAUGUUACAAGAAGGAGUUCAGAUUCUAUUGUUUGGCAUUGCACUAUAGUCACUUAUAGUGAUUCACUACUGCCAGUGUCUUGCACGUCACUUUAAUGUAUACACAGAAAUGUAAAUAGCAUAAAACAAAUAAAUAGAUAAAUAAUU
This is a messenger RNA of Thunnus maccoyii (southern bluefin tuna), 3790 nucleotides long. RefSeq names its product calcium release activated channel regulator 2Aa (gene cracr2aa). The transcript has 18 exons. Bases 317 to 2518 code for a protein of 733 amino acids. Gene Ontology annotation, molecular function: GTP binding; calcium ion binding; GTPase activity. NCBI's taxonomy places the organism in Eukaryota, Metazoa, Chordata, Actinopteri, Scombriformes, Scombridae. The record is from RefSeq and is a predicted model, not a curated record.